Molecule: messenger RNA, 1520 nt
Organism: Drosophila ficusphila
Lineage: Eukaryota; Metazoa; Arthropoda; Insecta; Diptera; Drosophilidae
Exons: 2
Coding region: 110-1303 (397 amino acids)
Source: RefSeq, a predicted model, not a curated record
GUUCGAAGUAGACACGUCUAAAAAACCUAAUUUUUUAUACUGAACGAACUUUUAUUCCGGAGAUCUAGGACAAUUGGGAAACACAAACGGUCAGCUAGCUAAAUUUACCAUGAAUCGUUGUGGUGUAGAAGAAUCCAAAACACUUUCACGACGAUGUGCCCCCUCUAAAAUCCCCGUUUCAAUUAAAAAUCGAAGUUUUAGAAGGUGUAAAGCAUCUGCUGGAAACCUUGGACGCAGCAGCGCUCCGGUAGAAAGUCUCGGAUCGAAAAUCUUUGAGAAAUCGGAACCGAAGGGAAUUUGUCCUUCCCCACCACAAAGGGAAUGCAUACUUGACGAUUCCAAAGGGAGUAACCCAUCGAAAUUGAAUUGCUUUCCACCGGUUGUGUCCCAUCAAACUAGUAAGAGUGAAAGUAAUGUCGCAUUGAGAGAGGAGCUAAUUAAUCCUACAAGCAAGGAGAAUGUUGAAGAAACAGAACACCCCAAGUCAAACUUCGCAACACCCAAAAAUAAACAUAAAGACGUUGACUCCAGAUCCUCCUGUUCCCAAUCUCAGCCAAUUAAGGAUGAAGGAUUUGAGAAUCCAGGAUCCAAUACCAGUUCCACAACAAGGGGGCCACAACCAGAUAGUGCGCGGUCAAAAGGAAGUGAAAAAUCCGGGAAAAGCAUUCUUGAAUGUGAAAUACAUCAAAUCUUCAGGUCCAAGGGGCUUCGCUCGAGUACGGAAACCUCUCAAUCGGGUAUUUCCAGGCCCUCCACAGAGCACACUUCUCCAUCUGCAACUUGCGGUUCGUCUAAACUAGAAACUUCGUCUGGCAAUCUACGAUCGCAAUCCAGAAAGAGCAGCUCAUAUAAAGAGGAAUCUUCUCGAUCGAAGGCUGAACAGUCUUCUGAAACCGAAAAAUGGUUCUCUUACAUCAAAAAACUGGAAAAUUCAGUAACCGAAGCAUCUCACCUAGUCAAUGCGUCAAUGGGAAGAGUACCCAAAAAUACCCCAGAUCAAUUGAGCAGCAAAGAAAAAGUGUCAAAGAACCAGCGCGGAGCCAGAAAGGAGUCCUUGUUCCUAGGGCAACUCGACUCAGGAAGCGAGGACCAUGUGCCUCCGAAUGAGUGCCUUGAGGAGUCUGACGACUCACGAUUUUAUCGCCAGAUGAUCGGGGUAUUCUCGGCUGGCGAGACCCUUCUGAGAACCUUUAUAAAACAAAAGGCCAUUGAGAUGAGCCAGAGACGCCAUGAAAUGUUUCCUCUGGUGGCCAGAAAAGAAAAGAAUGCCUGGCGACAGCCCAAUGAAAGAGAGGGACAAUAGUCUCCCUGUGAUCCUUUCUCAGGCUGUCGGAAUUAAUAAAGUUUGUCGCGGAAAAAUACACUGGACACCAAAAAAAAAAAAUUCAAGUAUGCAAGAUUAAAAGUGGGAACGACAAGUACAAUAGCCACAUCUCCGAUUUAUUCGAAUAAAACUUCGUAACUUCGUAAUUUUGUAUGGUAUUAAAUAAAUGGAAUAUACAUUUCUCACCAUAACUAUA